AUGAUUGUUUAACUUGUAAUAAUAUUGGUAAUAUUGAAAUUGUUGGAUCAACAUGUAGAUGUCCAUCAGGAUUAUUUUAUAAUGCAGUGUCUAAAUCAUGUUCUUAGUGCCAUUCAUCCUGUUAAACUUGUUUUCAAGGAACAGUUGAUAGUUGUUUAAGUUGUGAUACAUCUUUAAAUAGAAUAUUAAAAGGAUUAUAAUGUGUAUGUUCCCCUGGCUAUUAUGAAUUAAAUAGUAUUUGUACAAGUAUUUAGAUUAUUAUUAAUUUUAGAUUGCCCAGAUAUAGAAGAUAUUUUAUUAAGUACAUGUUAUAAAUUAUGNAAAUAUUUACAUAUUUUAAAUUAGUGAUAAUACAGCAGGAUGGGGAUUGUAAUCAGUUUCUUUUACACCAGGAUUUUGUCCAUACGGCUGUUAAUUGUGUGAAGUAUCAUUUAAAUGUAAGAUUUGUUAACCAGGAUACUAUUAUUAUAAAAAUAAUACAUGCAUCAGUUAGUGUUCAGAACGAUAUUAAAAAUUAAAUGGUUCUUAAUGUUUUGAUUUUGAUGAUGAAACACCUUGUAUCAACUUUAUAUAUAUAUAUAGACUCAUAAUAUUUAGCUUAUGACUUUCUAGAUGGAGCACACGAUCCUGAAUAAUACACACAAUAUACACUAAUCUCUUAAAAUGGGACAAAUUUCUUAAAAGGAUCAGAUACAUAUUUUUCAUAUUUCAAUCUUUAUAAAAAUUAAGGGCUAUAUAGAAUUUUUGGAGGACCUUUGAUAUGGGCUUAAGCUAAAUUUUAAAGAAUUCAUAAUAUAGAUUACCCACAUCAUGGGAUUACCAUUGCAUUUUUUACAUUUUGUGGACCAGCAUUUCCUUCAGAUGGUUUAUUCAUUUAUAUAAUUGAAAACAAUCCACCAGUUUCUAAAUCAAGAGAAAAUUUUACUUAAUCAAAUAUUUUUAGUGAGAUAAAAUAUGCAAGAGUAUAUGAAAGGAUAGAUCACAAUACAAGUACAUUAACAAUAAGUUGGGAAUGCUUUGGCCCAAAUAAUGAACCAAUUAAAGCUUAUUGUGGAUUUUAUAAUUAUUAUGUCGCUGUUCAUAAAUGCUAACCUUAUUGUUUAUAAUGCUCAAAUGAAACUACAUGUACAUAAUGGAGUAGUGAUUAUGAUGCAAAUAUUAUAAAAUUCUCACAAGAAGAGUGUUAAAUUAAUUAAUAUUAUGAUAUAGAUACUUAUAGGUGUUUGGAUUGUCCAAUAUCUUGUUUAACAUGUACAUCUAAAAUAGAUUGUUAAACAUGCUAAUCUACUUAUACAUAAACUAAAUUAGGAUGUGUUUGUAAAUUGAAUCAAUAUGAAGAUUCAAAUCAAUGUUUUGAUUGUCCAAUUGAAUGUAAUUAAUGUUUAAGUUCAAACAAUUGUAUAGAAUGUUUAGUUACAAAUAAUAGAAAAUUGUAAAAUCAAUAAUGUAUUUGUAUUGAUGGAUACUAUUCAAUUUUAGAGAAUCCUUAAUGUUAAAGAUGUCAUUAAUUUUGUAACACUUGUACUGGCCCUACUUCUGAUGAUUGUUUAACUUGUAAUAAUAUUGGUAAUAUUGAAAUUGUUGGAUCAACAUGUAGAUGUCCAUCAGGAUUAUUUUAUAAUGCAGUGUCUAAAUCAUGUUCUUAGUGCCAUUCAUCCUGUUAAACUUGUUUUCAAGGAACAGUUGAUAGUUGUUUAAGUUGUGAUACAUCUUUAAAUAGAAUAUUAAAAGGAUUAUAAUGUGUAUGUUCCCCUGGCUAUUAUGAAUUAAAUAGUAUUUGUACAAGUAUUUAGAUUAUUAUUAAUUUUAGAUUGCCCAGAUAUAGAAGAUAUUUUAUUAAGUACAUGUUAUAAAUUAUGCACUAAUAAUUAAUAAUUAUGGCAUACAAUUACUUGUAAUUCUUGUGAUGAAGGAUAUCAUUUAAUUUAUGGAGAAUGUUAACCUAUUUGUGGAGAUUUAUAAAUAUACGGAUAUGAAUAAUGUGAAGAUAAUAAUACUCUUUUAGAUGAUUUAUGCUUUAAUUGUUAAUUUUAAUGUCCAGCUCAUUGUCUAACUUGUGAUGAGUCAACUACUUUACCUUGUCCUGAUGUUUGUGGAGAUGGAAUGAUUACUGGAAUGGAAGAAUGUGAAGACGGAAACACUAUAUAAUAUGAUGGAUGCUUUGAUUGUAAAUUUUAAUGUUAACUUUAAUGUACAAAAUGCAUUAAAGGAUAAUGUUUUGAAUGUAAUACUGGUGGUUGGUAUGUUGAUCCGACAGUUUAACCUUGGAUAUGUAAAGAAAGAUGUGGAGAUUAAUUAAUAGUUGGAUAAGAAUAAUGUGAAGAUGGAAAUUAAGAUGAUACAGAUGGAUGCAAAAAUUGUAAAUAUUUCUGUAGAAUUGGAUGUUCUUCUUGCAAUUAUAAUACUAAUAAAUGUUUAAGUUGUGAAUUACCUGGAUUUUCUCCAGAAAAGUUUUAUUGCAAAAAUUAUUGUGGAGAUGGGUUUGUUGUAAAAGAUCCAUAUGGAUUCUAUUUUGAAGAAUGUGAUGAUGGAAAUAACACUAAUUCUGAUGGGUGCAAUAACUAAUGUCGAUUUUAGUGUUAGCCAACAUCAAUUUGCCUAAAUUGUGUAAAUAAUCGAUGCGAAUAAUGUGCUCCUCACUAUUUGCUCUCUGAUUCCAAAAUAUGUAUUCCAAUAUGUGGAGAUUAAAUAAUAGUACCUUAUGAACAAUGUGAAGUUCCAUUUAUAUUACCCUAUAAGGGUUGUUAGAAUUGCUAAGCAAAAUGUUAAUCCUCUUGCAUUACUUGUGAUAAUACUGGACUAGGUUGUAACGCUUGUAAGAAUGGUUACAAUAGAAUUGAUAAUUUAUGUUUUUCAAUUUGUGGAGAUAAAAUAGUUACAGAAGAUGAAGAAUGUGAUGAUGGGAACUUAAAUUUUGGUGAUGGUUGUCAUUAAUGUUCUUUUAGUUGUCCUAUUUUUUGUUCAGAUUGUCGCAAGGGUGUUNAUUAAUUUUGUAACACUUGUACUGGCCCUACUUCUGAUGAUUGUUUAACUUGUAAUAAUAUUGGUAAUAUUGAAAUUGUUGGAUCAACAUGUAGAUGUCCAUCAGGAUUAUUUUAUAAUGCAGUGUCUAAAUCAUGUUCUUAGUGCCAUUCAUCCUGUUAAACUUGUUUUCAAGGAACAGUUGAUAGUUGUUUAAGUUGUGAUACAUCUUUAAAUAGAAUAUUAAAAGGAUUAUAAUGUGUAUGUUCCCCUGGCUAUUAUGAAUUAAAUAGUAUUUGUACAAGUAUUUAGAUUAUUAUUAAUUUUAGAUUGCCCAGAUAUAGAAGAUAUUUUAUUAAGUACAUGUUAUAAAUUAUGCGCUAAUAAUUAAUAAUUAUGGCAUACAAUUACUUGUAAUUCUUGUGAUGAAGGAUAUCAUUUAAUUUAUGGAGAAUGUUAACCUAUUUGUGGAGAUUUAUAAAUAUACGGAUAUGAAUAAUGUGAAGAUAAUAAUACUCUUUUAGAUGAUUUAUGCUUUAAUUGUUAAUUUUAAUGUCCAGCUCAUUGUCUAACUUGUGAUGAGUCAACUACUUUACCUUGUCCUGAUGUUUGUGGAGAUGGAAUGAUUACUGGAAUGGAAGAAUGUGAAGACGGAAACACUAUAUAAUAUGAUGGAUGCUUUGAUUGUAAAUUUUAAUGUUAACUUUAAUGUACAAAAUGCAUUAAAGGAUAAUGUUUUGAAUGUAAUACUGGUGGUUGGUAUGUUGAUCCGACAGUUUAACCUUGGAUAUGUAAAGAAAGAUGUGGAGAUUAAUUAAUAGUUGGAUAAGAAUAAUGUGAAGAUGGAAAUUAAGAUGAUACAGAUGGAUGCAAAAAUUGUAAAUAUUUCUGUAGAAUUGGAUGUUCUUCUUGCAAUUAUAAUACUAAUAAAUGUUUAAGUUGUGAAUUACCUGGAUUUUCUCCAGAAAAGUUUUAUUGCAAAAAUUAUUGUGGAGAUGGGUUUGUUGUAAAAGAUCCAUAUAGUAUCUAUUUUGAAGAAUGUGAUGAUGGAAAUAAAACUGAAUAUGAUGGAUGCAAUAACUUUUGUUGAUUUUAGUGUUAGCCAACAUCAAUUUGCCUAAAUUGUGUAAAUAAUCGAUGCGAAUAAUGUGCUCCUCACUAUUUGCUCUCUGAUUCCAAAAUAUGUAUUCCAAUAUGUGGAGAUUAAAUAAUAGUACCUUAUGAACAAUGUGAAGUUCCAUUUAUAUUACCCUAUAAGGGUUGUUAGAAUUGCUAAGCAAAAUGUUAAUCCUCUUGCAUUACUUGUGAUAAUACUGGACUAGGUUGUAACGCUUGUAAGAAUGGUUACAAUAGAAUUGAUAAUUUAUGUUUUUCAAUUUGUGGAGAUAAAAUAGUUACAGAAGAUGAAGAAUGUGAUGAUGGGAACUUAAAUUUUGGUGAUGGUUGUCAUUAAUGUUCUUUUAGUUGUCCUAUUUUUUGUUCAGAUUGUCGCAAGGGUGUUUGUUAUGAUUGUCAUGAAGGUUAUUAUUUACUUAAGUAUUCCUGCUUUAAAAUUUAUGAUUACUAUCCUGAUCCAAGAUGUAAUUCUUAAUGUUUGAGCUGUAGUAUCGGAGGACAUGGUUGUUCAGUAUGUUAAAGUGGAUUUUAAAAUAUUAAUGGUACUUGUACACCUAUUUGUGGAGAUAAAUUAGUUGUUGCAGAUGAAUAAUGUGAUGAUGGUAAUAUAAUAUUUGAGGAUGGAUGUCAUGUAUGUUCAAAACCUUGUUCUUGUUCGUAUUGCUUUGAGGGUAGCUGUUUUAGUUGCCCAGAUAAUCAUUUCUUAUUUAAGCAUAAAUGUUUUAACCUAGAGUAGUAUGCUAAUUUUAAGGAAACUACUAAUUUUUAAUUCUCAGACUUAAGCAUUAUUUAAACAUUCAAAAUUAAAUCUGCUUAAACUAGUAGAAUUCACCUAAAAAUUGACCAAUUUGAAAAAUAAGUUUAUAAUCAAGUUGGUCAAUAUAUAGAAAUCAUGGAUAAAGAUUAUUCAUAUAUAAAUAUUUAAAUCAUUUUCCAAUGCUCUUAGAAUAAGAAAGUUUAAAGUUAAUUUAGUAUAUCGAAUUAUGAGAAUGGAUCUAAUAAUUAAGAAAAUAUAUGGUUAAAUCAAUGCCACUAAACAGUUGAUCAUACAAUAACAUAUUCUUUUAGGUUAUAAAAAGUAGUUUUGA
Paramecium primaurelia is the source of this 5165-nucleotide messenger RNA. The record is from the annotation of a GenBank genome assembly. Lineage: Eukaryota; Ciliophora; Oligohymenophorea; Peniculida; Parameciidae.